Messenger RNA from Coturnix japonica (Japanese quail), 5156 nucleotides. It is a transcript of the gene DCBLD2, whose product is annotated as discoidin, CUB and LCCL domain containing 2. Gene Ontology annotation, cellular component: plasma membrane. The record is from RefSeq and is a predicted model, not a curated record. Gene Ontology annotation, molecular function: signaling receptor activity. NCBI's taxonomy places the organism in Eukaryota, Metazoa, Chordata, Aves, Galliformes, Phasianidae. Gene Ontology annotation, biological process: wound healing.
GCUGGCAGGGGGCGCCUGGCGGCGGUUGGGGGCGUGAGCUCGGUCCGUCGGCGGCCGCGGGGCUCAGGGCAGAGUAAGCGGCCCGGGCCGGCCCGGCAGCCCCGCAGCCCGCGAUGCGCUCUGACCGCCGGCCACGCCGCGGGGCAUGGUGAGCCCGGGGCGGCCGCUCCCCGCGGGGACACGGCAGGCGGCCUCGCUACUCCGCCUCGGCCUUCUCCUCCUGCCGCCGCUGCUGCGGGGCUCAGAGGCGCAGAAAGGUGAUGGAUGUGGACACACUGUUCUUGGCCCUGAAAGUGGAACUCUUGCUUCGAUAAACUACCCACAGACCUCUCCCAAUAGCACAGUCUGCGAAUGGGAAAUCCGUGUAAAGCCUGGGCAGCGAAUUCAGCUCAAAUUUGGUGAUUUAGAUAUUGAUGACUCAGAUUCUUGUCAUUCCAGUUACUUGAGAGUUCACAAUGGGAUUGGCCCAACCAGGACAGAGAUAGGAAAGUACUGUGGAUUUGGCUUUCAAAUGGAUGGUCUAAUAACUUCAAGAAGUAAUGAAGUCACAGUGCAGUUCAUGAGUGGAGUACACACUUCGGGACGUGGAUUUCUUGCAGCUUACUCCACCACUGACAAAUCAGACCUAAUUACCUGUUUAGACAAUGCAAGUCAUUUUUCUGAACCAGAAUUCAACAAGUAUUGCCCAGCUGGAUGUGUGAUUCCUUUUGCUGAUAUUUCAGGCACUAUUCCCCAUGGAUACAGAGAUUCAUCAUCACUCUGCAUGGCUGGCGUUCAUGCAGGCGUCGUGUCAAAUACCUUGGGUGGCCAAAUUAACGUUGUAAUCAGCAAAGGCAUUCCAUACUAUGAAGGCUCCCUGGCUAACAAUGUCACCUCGAAAGUGGGACCGUUAUCUACAAGUCUCUUCACAUUUAAGACCAGCGGUUGCUAUGGGACACUGGGAAUGGAAUCUGGGGUAAUCUCUGAUUCCCAGAUUACGGCAUCAUCUAUUCUUGAGUGGCCAGACCAAACAGGGCGAGUGAAUACUUGGAAACCUGAAAAUGCCAGACUGAAAAGGCGUGGGCCUCCUUGGGCUGCUUUGGACAGUGAUGAACGUCAGUGGCUGCAGAUAGACUUGAAUAAAGAAAAGAGAAUUACAGGUAUUAUAACUACUGGAUCAACCUUAGCAGAGUACUACUAUUAUGUCUCAGCCUACAGAAUCUUAUACAGUGACGAUGCACAAAAGUGGACAGUAUACAGAGAACCCGGCAUUGAUAAAGAUAAGAUAUUUCAGGGGAACACUGAAUUGUACCAGGAAGUUCGCAACAAUUUCAUCCCACCAAUUAUUGCACGAUUUGUUAGGAUUAACCCCUUGAAAUGGCACCAGAAAAUUGCAAUGAAAGUAGAACUGCUGGGAUGUCAAUUCAGUAUAGUCCGUGCCCCUAAAAUCUCCAUGCUGCCUCCACCACCGCCUCAGGACAACACCAACAAGGUCGAUGACAUCAGCGAGGACUUCAUCCACUCAGUGAAGACUUCAUUGCAGACAGAUAAAACAACUUUCACACCUGAAAUAAAAAACACCACAGUGACUCCAAGCGUAACCAAAGAUGUGGCGUUGGCAGCAGUUCUGGUUCCAGUGCUGGUGAUGGUCUUCACUACUCUGAUUCUUAUCUUAGUUUGUGCGUGGCAUUGGAGAAACCGCAAGAAAAAAACUGAGGGCACAUAUGAUCUACCUUACUGGGAUCGCGCAGGGUGGUGGAAAGGAAUGAAGCAGUUUCUCCCUACCAAAGCAGCAGAACAUGAAGAAACUCCUGUACGCUACAGCAGCAGUGAAAUCGGUCACCUCAGACCAAGAGAAGUCCCGACAAUGCUGCAAACAGAAUCUGCAGAGUAUGCUCAGCCUCUGGUAGGCGGGAUUGUCGGCACGCUUCAUCAGAGAUCAACCUUCAAACCAGAGGAAGGAAAAGAAGCAAGUUAUGCUGAUUUGGACCCUUACAAUUCGCCUGUACAAGAAGUUUAUCAUGCCUAUGCUGAACCACUGCCUAUAACUGGACCAGAAUACGCGACUCCAAUAGUCAUGGACAUGUCCAGUCAUCCCAACACACCUCUCAGUGUUCCUUCUAUUUCCACCUUCAAAGCAGCAGGGAAUCAAGCUCCUUCACUGGUGGGAACUUACAAUAAGCUCUUGUCCAGGACAGACAGCGCAUCCUCAGCACAGGCACUGUAUGACACACCAAAGGGACAGCUGGGGCCGGGCACUGCUGACGAGUUGGUGUACCAGGUACCACAGAGCACGGCCCAUUCCAUCAGCAGUAAAGAUGAACCAAGUUAGCUCAUAUGUAAGGUAGGACGAUGGCAAACGUGGCUUGUUUUUAAAAGCCGGUUUCAUAAAGCUGACAGAUUUCAUUUUUUAAUCACACUGUUUUGAUACUGUUAGUCUUAAGUAAUAAUACAGUGUUGAGCCAAAAGAUGUAUUAUUGGAAAUCUGGGAAACCAGUCAUUCUGCCUUUUCUUCAGCUGCAUUUAUAACCGUGAGCUCUGUUGGUGUGUGUUUUUUUCACUACUGUACAAUUAUCAGUCAGACGUGAGAGAAGAUCUCUUCAAGAUUAGCUUCAAUAAUUCAUAGAUGUGAAUGGUGAAUUUGGAGAAACAACUGUUGAAAGUAUGAAAGACGUUUUUUUUUUGUUGUUUUUUUUUUUGGUUUUUUUUUGCUAAUGGUACUAUUUCUAAGGAAAAAUAAUAGCCCACAAUCAAAACUUCUGAUGUUCUAAAAUCUAUAGGCACAGGCAUGAGUUGCCCAGAGAGGUGGUGGAUGCCCCAUCCCUGGAGACAUUUAAGGUCGGGUUAGAGGGGCUCUGAGCAACCUGAUGGAGCUGUAGCUGUUCCUGUUCAUUGCAGGGAGUUGGACCAGAUCACUGAUAAGGAUCCCUUCCAACUCAGAUAAUUCUAUUGUUCUAUGAUACGUAGGUGCUACAGCUUCUGAAUUUCAUUGUACCCUAUAAAAUGCACGAACAGUGUUGAACUCUGGAAAUUCCAUUAACUUCACAGCUUAAAAAUGGUUGUGAUUGUAAAUUAUGUUCAUUUUGGCUUUUGUUCACAGGAUGGGGAAUCAUGAGCUACAUGUUCCUUAGAAGUUUCCUAUCAAUCAUUUUGGUCAGGCUUCUGAAACUAGGAUCUGCUGUCUGUACAACCCACUUUCUGUUCUGCCUCAUGCCUUAAGCCAGUCAGCCUUUGUGCCCUGAUCGGGGGGGGAUACGGCAGGUACAGUCUGAAGUCUUACAAGCAGAUUACAUUGCCAAUGCUUUCACUUUAUUCCCUGCUACUAGAAGGCUGCUCUGACUGGUGUCUGCCUUGAAUUAAACUUCUGCAAGAAGCAUGCAGGCAUUCAAGGUGACUGAAGCGAGUUGUGAGAUGUUCCCUCUCCCACAGCAGUAUCUAUUGUUGUAGGUUAAGAGGUGAGCACAUUGAAAGAAAGAUAUGUACAUACUUGUGCGAGUGCUUGAAGAAGCACACAAAUAUUGUAACGGUGCGUAGUUUUGUGUUAAUACAUACAUGCAUUUAGCACGGAUGGUACUUGUAGCACAAUUGGAAAUCCCUUGGGCCGAGGGCUUUGCUUAUGAUUGUCCUUAUUAAAGAUUUGGGAAUCUUUUGUGCUUUUUACUGAGAACAAUUGCUGUCCCAAAGAACGUCCAUUUGAGAAGCAUUUAAUUAAUUGAAUUGUUAUCUUCUGAAUGUUCCAGUCUUCUGCUUGAGGCUGGCCAGCCUAGUUUUAGCUCAGUAAUCCCAGAACAAGAACCAUUUGGAUGUGUCCUAUUUGCCACUUACUUUCUUUAAAUCUUGUUAGAAACAAAGCACAGCUUUUUCUCUUUAAGUAGUAGAUAAGGAUUCUUAAAUAGCUUUAUUUUUAUUGUAACAGCACUGGUGGGAGGAUGCUGAGUUAAUUUAUAAAUGUGAAAAUCCCGAGCUACACGUUAGCCCAGUUUUAUGGACUGUCAUGGUUACUGUUUGCUUCCCUAACUUCAUUUAAGUCAGCUUUGGUGUUGCCCAUGGGCCUGACACGAGGUGGCUCCCAUCCCCAUCAAAGCCAAAGUCAUGUACAAGAGAACAGCUACCAACAGCACCCUGACUGAGGACUUAAGUCUUUCUGCAGAGUGUCUGCAUAUAACUCUGAUGCCUUAAAACUCAAUUCUACAUUGUUCUGAUCAUGAGAAUGGUAAUGUCUUAUAGAACUCAGAGCCUAGGUCUAAAUCUGAGUAGGCAACAGAGGGUGGCAUACAAAGCCUAGCUGCAGAAUUUCCUGCAUAUAAAUUGUAUUCUUGAUGUAAUUGCAACUUUAUCUGUGUGAUAAAGCUAGUUCACAGUCCUCUGUGCUCUCCUUAAACAGGCAGGUAUGCGCUCUUGCCCAAAGCAGCAGUCAGAACUUUGACAUUACAGCGCUUUAUUUGAAAGGGGUGGAAGGUUGGUUGGUUGCACCGAGGUGUGACCAAGGUGUCCCAAUUCCCAAUUCACUUGAAGAAACUUUUGAGGUUUCAGGCUUUGAAACAAAAAUAUCUGUGUGGAUCACAUGGAUUUAUGUAAGUAAUUCGGUAAAAUUAGUUAACAGUGUUGGAAACCUGCAUUUGAUUUUUAUAUUAGGCCAGAUACAGUGUAACAAUGACCGUAACAGUAGGCUGAGGCAGUGUAAGAGAGUGGGUUAUGUUCAAGCAGCCACGAUGCUGUUAUAUUAUCUGAGCAGCAGCAUCUGUCAUAGUUAAGAAUGGAGUUAGGCCCUUUUUGUGACAGAAAACAGCCUGCUCUGCUGCUUUCCUCACUGCUUUCAACAUUUACAUUGUACCUGCUCGGGCUAAGUUGGAAUUUCUCAUAGUUGGGUUUAAAGUGUACGCUGUUAAACAUCGACUCUCAAAUGUAAAUUGUGUGACAGACCUAAGAGUGAUGUUCCCCAAUGCACAAUGCAAGCAGAGGUACAAUUAAUGGGUCUCAUUUUUACACGUGAAGCUAUAUGGAUAUAAAGUGUAUUUCAGCCUUCUUUGGCUUGAGUAUGUUCUUACCUCAGCAUGUAGCGUAGUUGCUCAGUAUCUGUAUAUGUUGCUAGAAAUUAGACUGUAUAAAUAGUGAGGUUUUUUAAUGUAUGGUCAAAAGUAUUUUAAAUAAAUUGUACAUACCUAUUACGCUCAGUA